UAAUGUAAAAUGGCUGACGUUCACGAUAUAAGUUUAGCUAUGUGUUUUUCUUAGUAUAUGCUGUAUUUACAAAUAUUGGAGAGCUUCGUGUGUAUAACAGUUGAGAAACUAACUAAAUGCAAAUUGUGUUUUACGGAUUUAUUAGGUUUUGGAUGCGGAUAACUGUAGAAAUCAGUUUCGUGUUGGUGAUGAGAUACCCAGCACAUGCGGGCCACGUAAUACACGGCGGCAAUCGAUUAUAGACGAGAGCAGAAGACGGCUCCAUUAGUUUGUUACCAAAACUUUAGGAGAGGAGAGAGAGACCGGCAAAAGUGGCCGGUGGCAUGAAAUCGGAUUCAAAGUCCGACGGCGGAGGCGGCGAUAUGGGAGACAGACGAGUGAGUAUCGGCGACGACGACAGGCGCGAACGAGACAGGGACCGUGACGCCAGGGACCACCGUGACUCCGGCGGAGGGCUCGGCGGUCGGAGACGCGGCGAAGACAGGGGCUCGGACGGAGAUGCAUCUGGUGGUGAGGAGAGCAGCGUGUGCCGCGACUUCCUGCGUUCGAAUUGCAGGCGCGGGCGGCGCUGCCGGUAUAUCCAUCCCGAAGGGAAGGAGGGGGAAGAAGGUAAGUGGGAGGAGUUCGUCUUCUGCCGAGACUACCAGAAUUCGACCUGCCGGCGAGCGGGUUGUCGCUUUGUGCACUGUUCGCGAGAGGACGAGGCGACGUACCGAAUGACGGGUAUGCUUCCACCGCACGUGUUGGAGGCAGCUAUCAUGCAGGGCAAGACAGGCGGCUUACCUACGCUGUCACGGCCUGGGGAGGCCCCCGUGUGCCGUGAUUAUCUUAAAGGAGAGUGUCGCCGCGGACCGCAGGCCUGCCGGUUCCGUCACCUGUCUGUGCGCGAGUACCAGGAGGAGCUGGGAUACGUGAGCCAGGUGGCGGCGGCGAGCUCUCCCGCGGCGGCUGCCAUGGUCGCGGCGGCCAUGCAGCAGCAGCAGCAGCAACAGCAGCAGCAGGCGAGCACACUGCACCACCAGGCGAGUGCCACCGGGACGGCCGCCGCCGGCAACGGGACGGCGGCAGCCGCCGCUGCGGCGGCGGCGGCCGCGGCUGCCGGGGGCCCGCCAUGUCGGCCGCGGCGGCGGCUGCCGCCGCCGCGCACCACCCCGCACUCGCCGCUUACCACCACUUGGGGCAGCCGCCGCCCCCCUCCGCCGUGGCAGGUGGGUGCUGUCGGCGAUAUCGCCAAUGGCACUGCGCAACACUACGCUGCCGUCGCACCCGAGCAGUACUUGAGGUUCGAUUUCCCGCCACCGAUGCAGCAGCCACCUCCGCCGCCGCCUUCACUGUGUGUCGGCUACGAGCCGGAGCCGAAGCGUAGCCGCAUGGACCACGCCGGCACUGCUGCUGCUGGUGGGGAGGCUGCCCGCAUUUAUGUGUUGGAGGAAGAGAAUGCCAUGCUCCACAAGAAGCUUGACGAUCUUAAAAAGCAGGUGCAGGACCUGACGGCGACGAACGAGUUCCUGCUGGACCAGAAUGCGCAGCUGCGCAUGGCGAGCAAGCGGCAGGUGGUGCCCGCGGUGAGCAUGACAAGCACCGUGCCCGGGGCAGGCCCCACUCUGCAGGUGCAGGCCGUGGACACUAUGGGCGCUCAGAUGCAGGUCGCGGGUGCCGCGCAGAUGGCGGCGGUGGCGGCUGUGGCGGCCGGCGCUCUGAGGUCGUCGGCGGUGCCCGUAUCGGUGGCGGGCAUGGCGGUGCCCGUGUCCUUAGCUGCCAGCAUCGGCGUGGCUCCCGUGCAGAUCCCGCAGUCGUGGAUUUGCUUCAAAACUUAUCAUCGAUACGUGUACAAAUCGGACGCAUCUCCUCUGGGUGCACAGCCGCAGCCGCCGCCACCGCCGGGAGCCCCCGCCCCGCAGCCGCAGGCACCGCCUCCGCCCCCGCAGACACCCGCCAUGUCGAUGGCCGCUGCCGGGGCUGCGGCGAGUGCCCCGCUGGUGUCUUACCCGAUGGUGGGGCAGGACCUGCGCCCCGUGCUGCCGACUGGCCUCUCCCACUGAGGGGGUCUACUUGACACUGUGAACUGAAAUUUCGUCACGACUCUAGUGCAAUUUUUAUGUGCUGAUUUUGUGUGUUUAUUUCUUUUUGGUUAAGAAAUCUUUUCCUGGAAUUCUGAUUGGAGAUAGUCGAACCUAUGAAAUAGUUUUUCCAGUAAAUUUUGCCAAGUGUCAUUUUCCACAGAGAAAGCGAUUGGACAAAUAUUUGUACCUGGCAGUUAGCUGCGGCAACAGUUAAGGUGUCCAAAAUGUGUACAGUGAUAUAACGUACGCUGCGACUUCGUAUUGUGCGGUGGAUCUGACAGCGGCUUGCUCUGAGCACUAUUUGACCCUACCUUUUACGAUUGUCGUAAAGCACGUACUCUCUCUUGUAUCUGAGUUUCCUCUGUCGUAUGUACAGUUUACUUACCUAUUUCCGUUGGCUAUUCUGUGUUUUAGUCAUUUCAGUAGCUGACUCGAAGAGCUGUAGGUAGCUGUGUGAUCGACUACUGGUGUGUAUAAGUAUUUUGGUGAUUGGUCUUUUUCACGUAGAAAUCUGUUUUCUAAUUGUGAAACAACUAUUGUCAAUUAAACAGAAAAUGUAUAAUUUACUUUUAUUGAUUUUUGUAAAUACAAAUUUGGUGUUAUAGUUAUGGAAUGUGUAAUGUGAAACUGAAUAUUGUUACAUAAAAUCAAGUUUUUGAUUUUCCAAAUGCUGCAAAAGAUUCCACCUGCAGAAAGAAUUUCUGCUCUCGAAUUUAAAAAUGUAAUCACUUGUAACUGAAUUGGACAUCAGUCCCGUACAGCUCUGCAGUGUAAGUAAAGUAGCACGAUAGCAUAACUUCCGAUGUGUUACUUUGAAUUUAAUUACAGGAAAAGAAUUUCUUGUUGUGAAUUGAAAUAUUGUCUUUUGAGUUAGGGAGCCUGGCACGAGAUUGUACAAGAUUGUGAAAUCUUUGAUUGUCAGAUUUGGCAAUUACAAAAAAUGCGUAUUGUGUAUGGUACAAAACAUUACACAAAUUACUGUGAAAUAAUUACAGAAAAUGGAGCUAAGAGUAAGAAAGAUGACUAGAUGCUAAGCACUUGCGAAUUAACAUGUACAAAAGAAUAAAGAGUACAAUGUUAUCAGUCCCUUCAUCUUUGUCUGGAAAGAGUGUGACUGAAUGGAAUGAGACUUAUGGACACAUAGUGGUCUCACAUUAGCAUUAAAAUUCUCUCUCAAUCCCAUCUGUGGCAGCAAAUCAGUCCCAGUUUCCGAUAGAUUCUGUUAUGUUCCUAUUUGAUUCUGGAGGCUGUCAUUUUUCUGAAAAUUCAGAACUGCGCACAUAAUACAAGAAACACUUAUUCACUGAUUCUACCUGUAUUUCUGCAUUUGUUUUCUAGUUAUAUCACUGAUAGCGGUAUUCUGUUUACACUUAAAUUUUCCUGCUGUGUGUUGAAUGAAAAAUGGAUGUGGCUUCACAUGAGUAUAUGCUCAGCUCACUUCCAGUACUGCAAAGUUCCAUGCUAUUAAGGAAGUUGCCAGUGAUUAAAAUUGGUAUUACCACAGAUGUUUUUGAUUUUGAAGAAUGUUUCACAUUUGUUGUAUUUGAUUCAAUAUUUUGAGAGGUCUGUUUAAAGGAAAUGGGACCAGUUCUUAACACCGGUUAAGAACUUGCUCAUAUGAAAAACGUGUGGACAUUUACAAAUGGGAAAUUUGCUGUGUGAAGUCUUGGGCUAGGGAGACAGUUUCAGAUUGUAAGUCUGCUUGUAACAGAAGCUAUGUAACUUAGUUUGUAGGUAACAUUUUUCAUAUUAUACACAGCAGAAAACUGUUCUUUCUUUCUUAAAUUUAUUUUUAACAGUGCAUCACAAACUGUUAAUUGUUCUAAUUAAUCACACCAAAAGCAGCUUUUCAGUGGUUUAGGAAAUUUAUAUGACACAGGAAGAGUCUUUCAGGUUUUUCCCACUAAGAAAUAUCAUUAAUCUGAGUGCUUCAUCGAAAGAAAUACAUUUGUUAGUGAUGUUGUCACUGCGAGGAAUUUUCCCAUGCAGCUGACACAGAGAACAGGGUUCCCAGAUUGGCAAUCUGGUUGGUUCAUAGCAAGAAACAUGUACGGGAUUGAACAGGAAAGACAGUAUCAAAUUGUGUGUUUGAUGGUUUGUUGCAAUUGAUCUGUUGAUAUAUUUGAAACCUUAAAGUUCUAGAGCUAUUGCUCUUAACAGAGUUGACUAUCUCUGUGUCACACUGUGUAUCCAUUUGCGAUCAUCAGAUGAAAGAUAGAGGAAGAGGUAUUUUGCAGUGAAAUGUAGUUGAGAGCUUUGGUGGGUUUUGUUCAAACAAAUUUUAUUUUCCUCACUGUGAAAUGAUUUUGUUGUAGAAGAAUUGUUUUAUUGAAUAGUCUUUAUAAUGUGCAUAAGUUUCUACAAGCACUAAUUGUGGAGUAUAUUUUAAUUUUGUACUGAUAUUGUAUUCCAUGCACUGUCCUCUGAAAUAUGUAUUAUGAUUUAAUUUUUGUUGAAGUUGUGUUUUUAUUUUCAUUUGUCAUACAUAAUGGUUUUUAUUGGUCUUACACAUAUUUGCACAUACAUUUUACAUUGUGGUUGACUAUAUUGCACGCGAGAGCUGUGGAAGGUGACACAGUAUUGGACACUUUACUUUACUAUUAUUAACUGUCUGCUACAGAAUUUUGGAAUAAGUUUUUUUCUAUUUCUUAAAAGAAAGUCUCAUUUAUACAGUGUUUUUCUCAGGUGGAACUGUUCCUUUUGUGAUCCAUUUUGUGUGUAUGCCCUCCAUCAUGUCCCAGUGCUAUUUCUGGGAUCUUAAUUUGUACAGGAAUACAGAUAUAAGAAUUUUUUUUGAGAAUUCUCUUCUUGCUAGCUGUUUGAAUCAUCCAGUGUCAUAACUGUCACAUUUACACUUUGGCAGUAUAUAUAGGGAUUCCAUUUGAUGCUGCAAAUAAUGUUCUGUAGCUCUGUGGUUUGGCACAGUAUAUUAUGUAAAUAACUCUUAAUAAAAAAUGAAAUUGUGGUAAAAUGGUUGGAACAUAUUUGAUGUGCAGUGCAUAUUUAUUGCUCUCUCUGCAGUAUAAUUUCCCCUCCUCUUAUAGGCAUGGUUUCAUUUAGUGCCCUCUGUGUGAUAGUUUUGUAUUGUUUCUUAGAAACUGCUAGGAAAAUUUGACAAGAGGUUAUAGAUAUAUUUUAUUGUACAUUUGUGUAUGACAAUCUCUGUAACACUUUGAAUGACUGUUAACAGAUUAACAACUGUGUGUGAUAUAACAAAAAUAUAAAUAGUAAGUAAAUGUAGAAAGUAACUGUCCAGUGAGUGUUUCAAGCACAUAUUUGGACUCUGCUGCUCUGUCUUUACUGUGUUGGUGUUGCAGAAUGUCUGAAGAAAGUAGAUACCAUUUCCAAUUAAAGUGUAAUAAGAUCUUUCAACUGUAAUCAGAUCUGGAGAAGGGCGAGUGCAGUUUCCCCAGUGUCACAUUUUUUUCAAACUCUGUGUUCACAUUAAUAAAGCUAAAAGAAAAACGAAAACUCAUAAAAGAAGAUGGGGAUAGAUGUUAGGGAGGAAGGGGUGAAUAUUCAUUUGUUCUUGGUGAAAUGGAUUCUCUGUACUUGAAAAACUGAUAGUAAUAAAGUCUGUCUGUAUUCUAAAAAAUCCAGUUUUUAAAUAUGUUGUCUAUGUAAUUUCCUGUCAUCAUUUUUAUAAAUGCUCAGUUAAAUACAAAAUGUAACAACUGUUGCUGCAAGCCCUUAGAAGUUGUUUAUCUUUUAAUUAUGCCAACACUGAUAAGCCUCUACAGUCUCCAGUUAUGAAAAGAGAACUAGUCUCUCUUUUUGACUGUUAAAAUAGAGGCAUGUAAUGUGAGACAUGCCACUGGAGGCAGCUCUGUCAUUAAUCUCAACAGUUCUGUUCAGAAUACUGACAGAAGAGAGAGACUUUUCAUGUAAUAAUAUUUGUGUGUGUGUGUGUGUGUGUGUGUGUGUGUGUGUGUGUGUGUGUGUGUGAGUGUGUGUGUGUGGUUUUGCAGUAUUGGGGUUCUUAAUAAGAUUAGCUUAGAAGUAUGGAAAUUUAAAGUUAAAUAUAUGACAUUCUGGGAUGUACAUGUUUUGCUUCUUUGCUUUUCUUGUCUCGUGUGUUAAAAAAGUAGAGAUUCAAUUAUACAUCAUUGCUGUAACCAAGUAUAAUAAACAUAAUUUUACGUUC
Messenger RNA from Schistocerca piceifrons (Central American locust), 6207 nucleotides. Its product is annotated as zinc finger CCCH domain-containing protein 10-like. Gene Ontology annotation, molecular function: metal ion binding. Lineage: Eukaryota; Metazoa; Arthropoda; Insecta; Orthoptera; Acrididae. The record is from RefSeq and is a predicted model, not a curated record.